AUGCGCUUCUUUCCCCUGGUCAUAGGGGCCGUGUCGCUCGCUUUUGUCUCUGCUUCAUCUGGACCUUCGGUGUUCUCCUCUCUCCUCCGGCGCCAAGAACCUGGGACGCCGCAGUACGAUUGUCACGCGAACUGUGGAAAUGUCAUUGUCGCUGGUCGAACGGAGGGAUAUUGUGACACCGCAAACUUCACCACUUCACUCGACGCCUGUCUCGGCUGCGCCCUCGAGUUCGACAUCUGGCAGUACUACGGUGAUAGUGUGUCCGAGGCCGCCACAGCGUGUGGGCUUGAUGCGACGCCCGCCCCAGCAAAUGCCACCGACACGGCCACGGCCACGGCGACGACCAAUAGCUCUGGCCCCGAGUCGACCUCGAUGACCGAAACAGCCAGUCAGUCUUCAAGCACAGAAGCAAGCACUUCGUCUUCCUCUUCGUCGGUCACGACAAGUUCUUCGGUGGAGGUGGCCACAGCAACGGGCGGACAGGCCGGUAUGGGAGGUGCUACCGGGUCUGCAGCACCUGCUGAGGAGACAGCUGGGAGUUUGGGUAACAAGGUCGCUCUUAGCGGCGGACUUGCAGCGCUGCCUUUGGUGGCCUUACUCCUGGGUUGA
Messenger RNA from Cladophialophora carrionii CBS 160.54, 609 nucleotides. RefSeq lists its product as uncharacterized. The transcript is spliced from 3 exons. Bases 1 to 609 code for a protein of 202 amino acids. The record is from RefSeq and is a predicted model, not a curated record. NCBI's taxonomy places the organism in Eukaryota, Fungi, Ascomycota, Eurotiomycetes, Chaetothyriales, Herpotrichiellaceae.